GAUUAUCGAGAAGCCUUAGGAUCCUUUGUUCAACAGCAAUGGCUUCCAGGACUCUGUUUUCUUCUUCUUCUUCUUCUUCUUCUUCUUCAGCUGCAAAAGGUAAACUUUCCUCUCUCUUUACACACCCACUUAGAAAUUCUUCUCAAAAAUUAAAUCUUUCACAAGAUCUCGCUGGUCGAGACCCGCCUCCGCCCCCAGAAUCCACGCUUUCCGCUGACACAGAAGACCGAGCUCUAUUCACUCUUUUCCUCGAGAAGAAGUGUAAAUCAGGGGAUUUCACCGUGGACGAAGCGCUCCGCCAUUUCGAUCGCAUGAUCUCUAUUCGACCUAUUCCUCCCACUUGGUGGUUUCGCGUGUUAUUGGGUGCCUUAGCUAAGAAGAAGUUUUACUCUGCAGUGAUUUCUCUUCGCAGAAAGCUGGAAGUUGCUGGGCUUCUGUCUGACUAUUUUGUGCUGAAGAUUUUGUUGAACUGCUUCUGCAAUGAGAGACGGGUAAACGAUGCUUUCGCAGUUUUGGGGGCGAUUUUUCGCCGAGGUUAUUGCCCUGAUAUAGUCACCUAUAAUCAAUUGCUGAAGGGACUGUGCUUAAAGCAUAAAAUUGGUGAAGGGGUGGCCUUGUUCAAGAAAAUGGUGCGUUUGGGUUGCAGACCGGACGUUGUUACUUAUGGCACUUUGAUUAGUGGGUUGUGUCAGACCGGUAAUACGAGCACGGCACUCAAGUUACAUGAAGAAAUACUGACCAGCAAUGGUGAACAUAGCGCUGUAUGCAAGUCGAAUAUAGUUUGCUAUGGUGCUAUUAUUGAUGGACUUUGCAAAGACGGGUUACUAGAAGAGGCCAGCAAACUUUUCAUGGAGAUGAAAGGUAAUGGUAUUUCACCAAAUUUGGUUGUUUACAACACGCUGAUACACGGCUUGUGUUGCAUAGGACAGUACAAGGAAGCCACGGAUUUGCUUGAUGAGAUGGUGGAUCAAAGAAUCGAGCCUGAUAUAAUUACAUUUAAUGCUUUGUUGAAUGUUCUUUACAAGCAGGGGAAGUUCAAAGAAGCCGAAAACAUGCUCAAAUUGAUGAUUGAGAAGGGUGUAGGUCCUAGUAUUGUUACCUAUAGCACGAUAAUGGAUGGCUUGUGUUCAGCGGGUAAGGUCGAUGAGGCAAGGGAACUGCUUGCUCAUUUGAUGAAUAUGGGUGGUCCAGUUAACGAAGUCAGCUUCAAUGUGCUGAUCAAUGGGUAUUGCAAUCAGGUUAAUAUGGAAGAAGCCAUGAAUGUGCAUAAGAAGAUGAUUAAUAAUGGCGUUAAGCCGACAGAAGUUACUUUUAACACUUUAAUGCUUGGUUUUUUCCGCAAAGGUAAGGUUGUUGAUGCACGUGAAUUGUUUUUUGAAAUGAAACGUCAUGAAGUGGAACCCAGUUCACGCACAUUCAACAUACUUCUGGACGGACUAUGCAAGAAUAAUUUGCUUUCAGAUGCAUUGGAUUUGUUUCAUUCCAAAGAUUGCAAAGGAAAGGCAAAUGUUACGACCUUCAAUUGCCUCAUUGAUGGGUUGUGCAAAGAAGGGAAUCUGAAAGCUGCGUGGGACUUAUUUCACAUGUUGCAGAAGGAUGGGUUAGCACCAGAUGUUUUAACAUACUCUAUCAUGAUAAAUGGGCUCUGCCGACAAGGUCAAGUGAAAGAGGCAAAUGAGCUAUUUGUGAAAAUGGAAGACAAUGGCUGUGCUCCAAAUGUCGUCACAUUCAACACAUUAAUGCGUGCUCUUUGUCAAAAUCACGAGGCAUUGGAGGUGAUUGAGCUGCUUAAGAAAAUGGCAGGAAAAAAUAUAAGACCAGAUGCAACCACAGCAUCUAUAGUUUUUGACUUGCUUGCAAAGAAUAAAAAUUAUCACGAGUAUCUGACUUUACUUCCAGCAUUCCCUUCUUGAAAGUCUGUGGUAGAAGACACUGUUUGGUCAUUGGCAUGCUUUUUGCAGGAGGACUGCAGCAGACAUGACCAGCAUCAAUUGCGAUUUCUGGCUGACGAUAACUUAAAUUGUCUGUUGUACUCCACUAGGUUGGGCAUUGUGGUCUUCAUAGGUCGUUUAGAGGUUACAAUUGAUACAGGUUUUUGUGACAAUUGAAUACAUGUGAAGAAGCAUGUGGUUCACCCUUGGCAUGUCC
Molecule: messenger RNA, 2148 nt
Organism: Rhodamnia argentea
Lineage: Eukaryota; Viridiplantae; Streptophyta; Magnoliopsida; Myrtales; Myrtaceae
Product: putative pentatricopeptide repeat-containing protein At1g12700, mitochondrial
Exons: 1
Coding region: 39-1913 (624 amino acids)
Molecular function (GO): protein binding
Source: RefSeq, a predicted model, not a curated record